CACCUGGAGUGGCGGACCAUGAUGAUGUCAAGCGCCCCUGUUUUUCUCCUCGCGGCUGUCUCGGCCUUUCUGGUCUGCCUUUCGUCCGCCGAAACAAUUGAGCACUCCUGCGCCCUGAGGCUCGAAGAGCAGCCGGAGCUGCCCAAACCGCCCAAGGAGGAAUGCCCCGAGAACAACAAGCUUGUCUCAUACGAGAAAACCGAUGACAAACUCCGAAUUUUGCACUGGGUUCGUGUUCACGCUUGGAUGCAUCACAGCGUGGGUGCGACACUCCUGCUGUGCAUGCAUGUGUUCCCGGCGCAGAAUAUCAUGUGGAUGUUCUCGCCCGCGUCCCUUCGCGCCAGCUGGCAGGUUGAGGACGAGCAGCUGAAAAACAAGGUAUAUCAGUGCCCAGUCUUCUGGCAAAACGUCGCUGACUGCACCGAGAGACCCGAAUUCGAGCACCCAGCUAACGGGAAGAGACCGAAGACGAAGCACCAACAGUCGUGCGGCGGGAAGGCGCCAAAGCCGGACGGGUGGGAGUGGUACGCCUCCCAAGUCCAGAAGGUCGCCAAGGACGUCAGCAAGGGCACAUCCAAAAACCAGGGCGUGACAUGCAUCAAUCAGGUAAGCAUGCAUCAAUCAGCUGCAAAUGCCAAGUACAGUGCUUUGUUGUACUGCGGCAAUGACGGUGGAACCGGAUCAACGACGUGGCGAGAUGGCUCAGCUACUUUAACACGAACAUCACCAAGGAGCACGGAGACGGUCUGGAUGUAAUCUCGCUGUCAGAGGUGAGGCCUUGCGUAUGUAAUGCGCUUCCCGCGCUGUUUCGUGUGGAUGUGUUUGUGCGUAUGUCAUGCAGAUCGACGGCUGCCACGUUUUAAAAGACUUGUUGGAUCUGUCGGGCCUCGAUCGCAAUGGCUUCGGUAUGCAGGUGUAUACACAAGGCCGUGUCUCCAUAUAAACACAACAAUCGCUCAAACAUGGAUACGUAUCGCUACCCAUUGUCUUGGUGCAUGACUUUGGGGUAAAGUUCCCUAUCACAUCACUGGGAACGACUUCCGCAGCUACCAGCAAGUGGGCUUUCUCAGCAGAAUCAAUCCAGUCGAACCCAUUACAACCACGUACACACAUAAGUCACGCAUACGCCCAUUUGCCAUGAGUGUCGCUCCGCUGACCUUUGCUGCAGGCGAAAGAGUAUGACGGGAAGUGAGUUCCCGGCGACAGUCAACCCCCUGUGCCAAAAGGUGAGGUGGCAGGUGCUUCGUUUGUAUCGCCGAUGAGUGGAUCGAUCUGCCAAUUGUCCCUGCCAGUUCAGCGGCGUCGAACGCGGCAGGGAAUUCAACUACAAAGAAGAGCGGGAAGGCAUCGGACUCAACAAAGUCGCCCGGAUGGACGUCAACGUCAAGGGCAUCCCGAUCACCAUACUCACCAUCCACCUUAAGAGCAUCCCCACACGUAUGCACACACAGCAGCUGGACUGAAAGGGAAGGCGGACCGACCUUUGGAUAUGUGUGUCCAAUGUGUGUGUCUGUGUGCCUACGUUUGC
Molecule: messenger RNA, 1528 nt
Organism: Vitrella brassicaformis
Lineage: Eukaryota; Vitrellaceae
Source: the annotation of a GenBank genome assembly